GCUUCAUUGCUUGUUCAUCACACAGAAGCCCAACAACAAGGGAAGAGUCUCGGCGGUUCCUAAACCGCGCAUCAUGAAAAGUCGAAAAACACGAGUCAGGACUGCCGAAUAUUGCCAGUCUGCAAGCAGUCGCCGCAUUUGGAUGACCGCCACCCUCUUUCGAUGAGCUCACCGUCCGGCAGCGAACCAUACUCAGCGGCGCCUGCGGGCGAGCGCCAUCAAAAAGCCACCAGUUUCUGACGCAACUCCGCUUGCAUAGGCCCGGUCGAGUCACAGAGCCAAAAACGAACUCGACAAUCUGGUUGUUCCCGUCAUUUUUCCAUCAUCGCGUUGCGCCACACACCGACCAACAGAUAUCGAUGCAACAGACCGACAGGGGCCUCACACCCACGCCGUUCAGCCCGAUUUGGAUCCGGCCCAUGUUGCCUCCUGAAUGGCUGGUGCUUCCCCCGUUGACAUUGCCUUGCCACCUUCCACGUUCUGGUCAGCGCUGGAAACUCGGCAUUGCCCACCAACGACCUUCAAAGCAGUCGAAUUCAGCACCAAACUCUGAAGACACCAUCCCCCAUCGAGCUGCGAGGCCGUCGGUUCAGCUCGAACACCGAGAGGACAAGCAUUGACAAGCCAGACAAGCUUCAUCAAGCUUUGAAGGAUUCCCUUUGGCAUGGCUUGGCCUCUGAGGCGACUACAAGCCAAGUGGACCGAGGAAUUUGUCUGACUUCUCACUUUGCAACACGUGUGCCGUCCCUGUCCGGGAAAUACAAUCAAAGUUGUGCUCGCUUCGAGACGGCAUUUGCUGACAAGCAUGCAUAUUGGUGAGGUAGCACAGCUGUGGUUUCAUAUACACUAGCCGCAUCGAGCAGGGACCAGCACUGAACAUCUCUUGAACCCCUACCAGUUGGGUGGCUUGACGCCCUGCUGACGAUCUUUCCCCUCCCCCGCAAUCCGUCCCUCACGGUCACGAGCUGCCGAGUUGUGAUGGUUUCUGGACGCACCCGUUGCUCACUUAGCGUCGCUGUAGCUUGAACGAGCCGAACUGGAUCUUCUCGAGUUCACAAACGAGCGGUUACUGGCGCCGACCUGCCACUAUUUCUCAUCUCUGUUCAUUUCUGGUCGAUAUGAAGGCUGUUGUGCCAGGACCUGUCAGAUGCAGGUAUUCCCAAGCCGAUGCAACCCCCUACUUCCCCUCGCAUGUGGUGUCCUGCCCUUCUGGCCUCCCAUUCGCUGGCCGGCUGCGACGCCAUCUCCAGAAUGCAAAGAUUCCCUGGGUGCCCAUCUGAUUUGUCGGUAUUUCUCUCACCUUUUUGUGGGGUUGAGAUCCGAAAAAGUACACCAGGCUGGGUCAGGUGCAGCAACCGAAUAUGACGCCUCAGAGGCAAACAUGCCAGCAAGGAGGGUGGCCUUUGACAAGUCUCGAACAUCAACAAGACACAAGAGGAUUGUCUCUUUGAUCCAGCCCAAGCAAGUAUUGACAUGUGUGUCUUGAAUUCUCCUGACUAUAUCGUUGCAUCCACUAUUUGCGAUUGUCUCAUGUGGCCAAGACGGCCAAUGCAGACAAAACAAGGUUUGGACGGCAGGCUACUUCGGGAGCAGGGUUUCUGGGUCAAUCCAAGCUGCCCAGGCACCCGAUCGAUGAUUAGCCGGCAGAGGGUAAUCCACCACCAUCAGAGUGACCCUCCCGACGUCACGCAAGACGUCCCCAUGGGCAUCCUUAACCAGGGGCUGUGGCCGGCGGCACAGAGCCUUCUUUUUUUUUCUGCUUCUUUUAGUAGUCCCCUCACACCCAACCGCGACCACUCCGGCCCUUUGUGCCCCCACUCUCUUCAACAUACCUCAAAUACCUAUAAAAGGAAGAUGGCCUUCUCUCCAAACCACAGUAGUCGCUAGCACCAUCACGACGUCACAACUUAUGAGGCGUGACCUUAUAUUUUUCCACCAAGCCCUCUCUCUCUCUCUCUCUCUCUCUCUCUCUGUGUGUGUGUGUGUGUGUACUACGCCAAACACAACUUCAACAAUAUCCAAUCCCAGCAAGACAAUAACCCUCCAGCCGCAUCACAACAUUCCCAGUGCAUCUUCUCCAAAUCCAUUAGACGCAUUUGCCACACUCACAAUGGCGAGCCAACCCCCACGGCCCCAACUCAGAAAGAAGGCGAGCUUCCGGGACCGCUUCAAGUCAUGGCAGAAAUCGGCUCCUCCCGCUUUGGAGGCAAUUGAGGAACCAAAGCAAAAGUUUGUCUACGAGCCCAAGCAUGCCGCCUCGGACUUUUCGCGCAUGCCAGUGUUGCCAGUGGGCAGCCAGAGACACCGGAUCUUUGACUCCAGGCGAACUGCCCCGUUGCAAAGUUUGCCUGAGGGGACAACAAGACUCAAAGCACGUAGGGGAAGACAGUCAGAAGGGAGGAGAACAGACGACGCAGUGAACCCUCCGCCCCAGUUGGCCCUCCAACAUGAGCUGGCGAGAAGAGAUUCCAAGUCAAAACGAUACUCCUACACUCUGGUAGAGGAUCCGUUGCGGGUUUCCCAAACGGCAGCCGUCCACCAAGUUCCUAUCAGCACCCCACCGAUGAGUUGGGACCCAGCUCCGAAAGAGCUCCGGCAGGCAAGCCACACCCCAACAAGACACCACUCUCACAGUCAGCACACCCGGCAGCCAAGAGCGUCGCCAUCGACAGACUUUGAGUUAUUUCUUGCCCAAGCUGAAGCCGAAGAACGCGCACAUCACGAGGUUGUCUUGCGCCAGAUGUCACAGCGCGCAGCGGCGGCUCAGGCCGCUUAUCCCCAUCGGCCUACUGUCCAUCCCAAUCCCCACACGCAAUUUGCGAGUGCGGUGUCGGAUGUAAGCGCCGCCACCACAGCCGUCGGAGGAAGGACGUCCGCCAGUGGCAGAAGCAAGAACAGCAGCCGGAGAAGUAGAGAUGCUGCGUCCACUGGCACCGGGAAUCGAUCGCAUUCGUCUUUUGCCCAUCCUCUCCCAACAGAAGUCUCCCAACAGCCGCUCGAGCAGCCGAUUCAACGAUUGCGCCACAAAGGACAUUCAAGAAAUCCCAGCUGGGCUACUGGUGCGAGUGUGGAGUUGACGAAGCUUGAUACAUUUGCCGCGGAAACCGCGCCCACUGUGCAACCGGUUCAGGUGUUGGGCGUGGAUGAGGCCUUCAAGCCUCCCCAUACACAAGUUGACCAGCCACGAACGUUGAGACGGCAGUCGAGCAUAGCUCAGAAGAUAGCCGAGUACAUCCGACCUUCUCGACAGGUGGACGGCGGUGUUGGGUACCAGAGGAGUGGAUCCAAACGUCAUAGUCAGGCCAUCCCUAAAGUCGAAACGCUGGCCGAGUAA
This is a messenger RNA of Podospora bellae-mahoneyi, 3334 nucleotides long. RefSeq lists its product as uncharacterized. The record is from RefSeq and is a predicted model, not a curated record. Lineage: Eukaryota; Fungi; Ascomycota; Sordariomycetes; Sordariales; Podosporaceae. Bases 1910 to 3334 code for a protein of 474 amino acids. The transcript has a single exon.